AUGAAUAAUACAGUGAAUGAAACAGCUUCGACAGUACCGCCGUUUCUGCCAUCAAACGAUUCCUUGGAAGAAGUCAGAAUCGGGCAGAUAGUGCUGAAGAUAAUCUAUGCUACAUUCGGCUGCCUGGGUAUCAUUGGAAACCUGCUCGUUUGCGUGGUGUUCAUAAAAAUCAAAAACAUGCAGAAGACGUAUACAAACGUCUUUAUCUUCAACCAGUCCUUGAUAGACUUAAGCAGUUCCGUCAUAUUUGUCACGUUGAAAUUCGGUCCCGUAUACGAAGUGACGCCGAACAGUACCUCUGGCGAACUGUUCUGUAAAGUGUGGAGCUCAGAGUACAUACUCUGGGGUUUGUUCAUUUCAUCCACCUUCAACUUGUCGUUCUUAUCGCUUGAAAGGUAUCUGGCUAUUUGUCAUCCCGUACUGCAUCGAAAUAAGGUGACCUUGACGAAAGUGAAAAUCAUUACUAUCAUCACCUGGUUUAUUGGUUUUAUACGUGAAUCGUACUGGCCAACGAUGAAUUUCAACGAGGGCGGCGUAUGUAGUGUAAAAGAAUGGCCUAACAGCAACAUGCAGAUACUGGUCGGGUGUAUUGUCUUCACCACGGAGUAUAUUCUCCCACUCACAAUCAUGGCGUUCUCAUAUGGUAACAUAAUUAGAAAGUUGAGACGUCGAACAAAGCAUAUUAAAAUUCAACCAGCUGCUGUCAGUGGACAUUGCCCGGCACUACCAAACCAGCCUACACUCCAACUGCAAAAUCAAAUUAGAGAUCAAUCAACCAUUCAAGCUGCAGUCUUAAACAACACAUCUAAAGAAGAUUCGAUGGGAAGGGCUCCGAAGAAUGUGACAAAGGCAAUGAUAAUCGUGCAUGUUACGUUUAUAAUAUGUUGGUCACCAAUGUCCAUAUCAUUUUUUGUUUACAACCUUGGUGGGCCCCUUGAUUACGAUGCAUUUUAUUAUUGGGCGAUGGUUGUCAUGGUGUUCCUUAACAUGUGCGUGAAUCCCUUUAUAUACGCAAUUAAAUACAAGCAGUUCCGAGAUGGGGUGAAAACAGUGUUUCGCUGCAAUGACAAUAGACUAAGUAAUAUAGAGUAA
Molecule: messenger RNA, 1092 nt
Organism: Saccoglossus kowalevskii
Lineage: Eukaryota; Metazoa; Hemichordata; Enteropneusta; Harrimaniidae
Product: galanin receptor 2b-like
Biological process (GO): G protein-coupled receptor signaling pathway
Cellular component (GO): membrane
Molecular function (GO): G protein-coupled receptor activity
Source: RefSeq, a predicted model, not a curated record